Heterotrigona itama is the source of this 4743-nucleotide messenger RNA. NCBI's taxonomy places the organism in Eukaryota, Metazoa, Arthropoda, Insecta, Hymenoptera, Apidae. The record is from the annotation of a GenBank genome assembly.
AUGGAGAACAGCGGGCGCGUGGGUUCCCGAGAGAACUGGCUCGGUCGGUCUGUCUCGUUCCGCGAAUUUAUCAAAUUCUCCGCCACGUGCGUGGCGAAAGGCGCGAGAGAGGCUCAGCUGGAUUGUGCAGUAUUAAUGCACCUGCGAUUGGCCGCGAGUCGGAGGCUCGGCUGUAUCAUUUAAAAAUAAAUUACCACUCGGUAGAGUGUCGUUGCGAGUUAAAUUGAAACCGGCCAGUGCACUCGCAGAAAUCUACGCCGGUUGUGUUCGCGUUACUACUCAUCUCGCAUCGAAUCUGUUUUCUCGGACAGUGUCGCUCGUGCUUGCCUCCGUUUUGCUUUAUUCAUGCGAUGACAUGCGUCUUGGAACACAUACAUGUUAUCAAGGCAGCCUUGAGGUAAAAUGUUUCGUAGUUUACCAGAUAGGGUGGCAGGGCUGUAUUAUGCCCAUGGCCUGUUCUGCUCCUCUCAUCCUGUUGCAAUUAUUUCAUUGGCAAUCUCGAUCCUAUCCUUUAGUCAAUUUACCAAUGCCUGGCAAUGCACCAAGGACAAUAAUCAACCAUACUAUUGUACCUGAGAAUAAUACAGAAAACUCUGUGUUUUAUGUGCAACAAGUAGUGUUAAGGGUUGGAGUUAUACCAUGGACAGAGGAACUGACAUUAAUGGAUGCUUUCAGGGGUCCAUUAUACGAAGUUUUUAAUCUUUUAGAAAUCAUACAGAAUUAUCAGCAUCCAGAAACAUUGAAAACACUCGGUCAAGUUUGUCUACACAUUGAGGCAGUUAAAAAGAGAAGUGGUAAAAAGUCAGAAGUUUUGCCUGAGUAUAAUUGUUUGGUUCUUUCACCUGCCAAUUUGUGGCAACGAAGUAUUGAACUGUAUGCACAAGAUACGAAUCUUAUAAGUACCAUAUAUUCAUAUCAGAAUCUACAAAAGGGAAAAAUUAGUUUAGCUGAAAUAAUGUUUGGGAUGAAUUUAAAAGAAACUGGAAUUAAAAGAUAUCCAAUUCGACUUAGACAAAGGAUUUUACAAUAUGCAGUAACUAUUUAUCUAAAGGACUAUGAUCCUGAAUUUUUAAAGGGAUUACAACAUAGAUUAAAAAGCUAUUAUCACCUUCAUCAGAUAGAAAGUGACAAUGCUACUUACAUUCCUAUGGAUGAAACAUUACAUAUUUUUUAUCCUGGUGAAUUUAAUUACAGUGACUUUUUCCCAUUGAUGAUGACAUUUUUGGCUUUGUUCUUUUAUGUCUAUUUCUCUGUGCGAAAAAUAGAAUUGGUGAAAUCAAAAAUUGGAAUAGCUUUUAGUGCAACAAUAACAGUGAUAAGUUCACUGUCCAUGACUGUGGGUGUCUGCUUUUUUUUUGGCUUAACCGUAAGUUUAAGUAGAAAAGAAGUGUUCCCAUAUUUGGUGAUUAUCGUAGGACUGGAGAAUGUGUUGGUACUAACCAAAAGUGUAGUGAGUACUCCACCGCAUUUGGAUGCGAAAAUACGUGUUGCUCAAGCUCUGUCCAAAGAGGGUUGGUCCAUCACCAAAAAUCUCCUCACAGAAGUAACAAUCUUGACAAUUGGAUUGUUUACUUUUGUGCCAGCUAUACAAGAGUUUUGCAUAUUUGCUAUUGUUGGAUUAGUCAAUGAUUUCUUCCUUCAAAUGAUGCUUUUUUCAACAAUUCUUGCUAUCGAUAUUAAACGAACCGAGUUGUCUAACGAAACGUCGAAGUUUCACUUGACAAACAUACCAACUACGCGUAAACAGCAAUUUACGACAACGAUAACGAACAGGAAACCGAAUAUUUUCCGAUCAAAAUCUCAUCCGAGAUUAAAUGGUUUGUCUAACGGUCCGACGAAUGUCAUAGCUUCUAAUACACAAAACACUCAUACAUUUGGUAAAAUUCCAAAACGUUUACGCUUGGUGCAUUUCUGGGCAAGAACUCGAAUAUUUCAACGUGCCUUUAUGGUAUGGAUGGUUGUCUGGAUCAGCAUGAUCGUUUACAAUUCUGGUAUUGUUGAACAUGUUAUACACCUCAGUGAAAGGUUAAAGCCAGAGUCAGACCUGGAUGGGUACACAGUAGACAGAUCUCAGUCCUCAAAUAAUUAUUUCGAAUUAAAUACUAUGAAACCAAUAUCAAUUGCUUCUGCGAUCAUUGCUCCGGAUCAUUUGAAUAAACAGGAUGAUCUAACAAACAAUAUUACCGAUGAAUUAAAUAAAUUAAGACCAGUAGAGUUCCCACCUUGGAAUCGUUUAUCACUUUAUCAUUGGUCUUCGAUUCUUUCAAUGUACAAUAUCUCUGCCGCUGGUGGACGUAUAGUUAUAUUACCUACUAUGAAAUUAUCUCAUGCUGUUAAUCCACAGUUAGCGAAACAAAUUAGUAAUCCAAAUGAUGUGCAACAUUUUCAAUGGCAGAGUUUCGCGACUGUUGCCCUUGACCCAUUAGAUUUCUCAGAUAUGGAAGUACCAACUAGAUCAGAAAGUCGAGGAUUUAACGCAGAUGCUCCUUUCAUUCCCUCCAGUCCAAUGGAAAUAUUUUUAGCGGCAAUCUUGUGUCUCAUUAGUGUUAUUGUUGUUGCUUAUACAAUGGUUGUGCUCUAUAGAUGUGUUUGUUCGAGGAAUUAUGCCGAAUGGCGUGCAAGUUGGUAUCAGGCAGAGAAGGCACAUGAUUCAGCAACGCAAUUAGUUUUACAAGCACUACCCUUGGUCCUCGAAGGUCAUACUCAAGAAAUAGAGUGCAUUGCUACAGAUGGCAAUACCAUAGCCAGCACCUGUUUAGCUGGACACAUUAAAGUGUGGGAUGCAACGUCGGGUGAACAGUUAGUUCACGUAGACAGAAAACAGUUUUUCAGUAACCCUCAUAAAAACUUGAAUCAUACAACGCCUGAUAUGGAUGAGUUAAUGUCAGAUUAUGAAAGUGGUUCGCCACCCUCUAGAGGGGAAAUGGAGAAUACUAACUCAUUUGGAUUAUAUUCGACUGCGUCAGCUAUCCAUUGCAGAAAAUCCUCUUCUGGAUUACAUAAUAUGCACAGAGGACAGAAUAAUAACAGUAAAAAAUAUUCAAUGGGAAAAACAUUGGAAUACGAUUAUCAAACUAACGAAGUCAACUUAGAAAGGAAGAAAAAUUAUCGUAAAAGUUUGGAGAACGCUUAUGAUCUCCCUGACUUAAAACCAGCAAUAAAUAUCAAGUUUUCAUGCAUGGAACAACUCCAACUACGGCAAAAUUGUGAACAAGGAUUCGACUUUGGCAGUCAAUAUAAACAACUUUUAGAGGAACAUAAUAAGUCUAUAGAGUUACAGAAUUCAGAGAAUUUAGAACAAUUGUGUGUUCCGAGUGUAAAAUUAAAUUCGUCCAGUAUAGUGGACAGUAUGACUGUGAAUCCAGACAAAAUUGUGCAAUUCUCACAUGUGGUAUCUCCUAUUUGGUGUAUGGAUUAUCAGGAGAAUCUUAUAGUCGUGGGAUGUGCUAACGGAAGUCUAGAAUUUUGGGAAGGCACUACUGGUAAAUUUAAGUGUUUAUUUGAUGACGGAUCGCGGCUUGGAAUAUCCGCCGUAAAAUUCAUUGGCAGUAGAGUAGUAGCAGCUAAAUUAAAUGGUUCUAUUGACUUUCUACAAUUAGAAAGUUAUAGCGAAGGUCAACAAAUUGAUUGGGGAUUUACCUCCUAUAGAAGAACUCAUGUUAGGACAGGAAGUGCUGGUUCACCUAUGGAUAUAAAUAACAUCAUGCAAACUGAAGAAGAUCUUCGCUGUAUAAAAAUUAGUUCUCAUAAAGCACACCAGCAAGCAAUAACCGUGCUUGACAGUGAAGGUGGUCGUGUUUUAACUGGUAGUCAAGACCACACUCUUAAAGUAUAUAGACUGGAAGACCAAUUGCCAUUAUAUACCCUCCAUGGUCAUUGUGGCCCUAUAUCCUGUCUGUUUAUUGACAGAAUGAGCCCUAUGACAUCUGGCAGUGGAUCUCAAGAUGGAACGUGUAUGUAUAGUAUACAUGCUCACGAUGGCACUGUAGCCGCUAUCACAUGCUCCGUGUCAUACGUGAUAAGUAUCGGCACUGAUGAAAGGUUAUGUGUAUGGGAACGAUUUCAGGGACAUUUACUACACGCUCUUCCAGCGCAUAGAUCAGCAUAUAGUCUACAAUUAGUCAUGUUAACGCAUCAUUUACUCAUAACCAGCAGUCAGGGAUCAUUAGUAGUUUGGGACGUAAGGACGGGAGAGCCUGUGCGCGAAGUCAGACUGGGUCACACGGACAGUUGUAUUUUCGUAAAGCAAAUGUUAGCAUUAAAAGAUAGCGUAGUAUGCGACUUUGGCCGUCAAUUGCGGGUAAUCAGAUUCCCGUUGGUUUCUGAUAAACUAGAUUAAAAUCUGUAUAUGCACCAUUGUACAUAGCUCUAUUUCGUUUCUUAUUUAAUUUUAAUAUUUGAACGAAGUCCUACUGUCUAUGCAGACAUAGAUUUUUACAUUUUGUAGAGUUUACAUUUUGAAAACUAAACGCAACUUUUAAUAUGAAUUUUUUACAUCCGACUACGUCAUGGCGCCUUAAUAUUUGUACUCUAUCGUGACAGUUAAAGAGAAACAUAAGUAUAGUUAUCUCUUUUCGAUAAACUGCCAUGAAAUUUUCGAUUCUCUCUGUGUAGGUUUGAAUAAAAUAGCUAACGAGCAAUGAUAAAUGAUAGAGAAAUCAUAUUUUUAGAUAACUAGACAGAGAAUUGAAUAACUUUUGAUAUUUCCAUUCAUUGCCUAAGGAAAAAAGAAAAAAAAAAAAA